Molecule: messenger RNA, 1328 nt
Organism: Haplochromis burtoni (Burton's mouthbrooder)
Lineage: Eukaryota; Metazoa; Chordata; Actinopteri; Cichliformes; Cichlidae
Gene: myf6
Product: myogenic factor 6
Exons: 3
Coding region: 36-713 (225 amino acids)
Biological process (GO): positive regulation of myoblast differentiation; regulation of transcription by RNA polymerase II; muscle organ development
Molecular function (GO): protein dimerization activity; RNA polymerase II cis-regulatory region sequence-specific DNA binding; DNA-binding transcription factor activity, RNA polymerase II-specific
Source: RefSeq, a predicted model, not a curated record
GACCAGUGUGAAUACAGAGUGAGGAGCGCAGCAAUAUGAUGGACCUUUUCGAGACCAACAGUUAUCUUUUUAAUGAUUUGCGCUAUCUGGAGGAAGCAGAUCAUGGACCACUACAGCACUUGGAUAUGGCAGGGGUUUCCCCUCUGUACAAUGGCAAUGACAGCCCACUGUCCCAAGCGGGUCACGAUAAUGUCCCGUCCGGUGGGGAGAGCAGCGGAGAGGAGCACGUCCCCGCGCCUCCGGGUCUCCGGGCGCACUGCGAGGGUCAGUGCCUCAUGUGGGCCUGUAAGAUCUGCAAGAGAAAGACGGCUCCCACGGAUAGACGUAAGGCUGCGACCCUCAGGGAGAGGAGGAGGCUUAAGAAGAUCAACGAAGCCUUCGACGCACUGAAGAGGAAGACCGUAGCCAAUCCCAACCAGAGGCUACCCAAAGUGGAGAUUUUACGCAGCGCCAUCAGCUACAUAGAGAGGCUGCAGGAGCUGCUGCAGACGCUGGACGAGCAGGAGAAAACCGGAUCUCCAUGUGACGCAAAAGAAAACAAUGUGGCCGGUGAGUACCACUGGAAGAAAUCCUCUGAGGCUUGGCCAACCUCUGCUGACCAUUCCACUUCAGCAAUGAACCGCAGAGAAGGAGCCAGUGAGUCUUCCGCGUCCUCCAGCCUCCUGCGGCUGUCCUCCAUCGUGGACAGCAUCACCAACGACAGCAGUCAGUGAGGACGUCUCAGAAAACUGAAACAUUAGCAAACUAUCUGACAUUUUCAAUAUGAUCUAUUCUGAUCAUCUGUGAACUAUUUUUGCUAUACUAAACCAUUCUGACUUCUGUUUGUAAGUACUUCAUUUGUACAGGAAGCGCAAAAGAUUUGUACAUAUUUUAUAUUGACAUGAAGUUUAGAUGUAUUUAUUUUGUGUCCAAAGGCUAACCUCGGCUUUAAGGAAGCUGAAAUUCUCUUUAUAUAUUGUACACAGCUGACCAACAAAAUAAAUGACUCAGUUCUACUCUUGCAGUUGUGCAAACCUUGGUAUAUUUAUUUGCAAGGGCAUGCCAGAUUGGUGUUUGCAAUCCAUUGUAUUUUGGAUGGAACAUCUGAUCCUUAUUAGUUACUCAGGACUGAUACUCUAUUAAACCCUCCUUUACCUUCAGAACUGCCUUAAUCCUUCAUGACAUAGAUGCAGUUGGUACUAAGCAGCCCAAAGCAUGCCAAGAAAAUAACCCCCAGACCAUUACACCACCACCAUCACUCUGAACCUUGGAUACAGCUCAGGAGAAAUCAAGACUCAUCAGACCAGGCAACUUUUUCCACUCUUCUCUUAUCCAUUUUUAGCGAUUGC